This is a messenger RNA of Artibeus jamaicensis (Jamaican fruit-eating bat), 2585 nucleotides long. It is a transcript of the gene GOLPH3, whose product is annotated as golgi phosphoprotein 3. Gene Ontology annotation, biological process: Golgi organization; Golgi to plasma membrane protein transport; retrograde vesicle-mediated transport, Golgi to endoplasmic reticulum. Bases 276 to 1172 code for a protein of 298 amino acids. NCBI's taxonomy places the organism in Eukaryota, Metazoa, Chordata, Mammalia, Chiroptera, Phyllostomidae. The record is from RefSeq and is a predicted model, not a curated record. Gene Ontology annotation, cellular component: Golgi cisterna; trans-Golgi network; cytosol. The transcript has 4 exons. Gene Ontology annotation, molecular function: phosphatidylinositol-4-phosphate binding.
CCGCCGCCUGGAGCUCGGGCUGCCUGCGGGGCUGCGGCCGCAGGAAGGAAGGAAGGGACUUCUGUCGCCCCGCGCCGACGCCCGGCCAGCCCGCUUCGCUCGGACGCCUUUCCCCAUGAGUGUCUGCAGUUCGGCUGCCAAGGGACGUCGCCCCAGCAUCCGGAUUUAACACGGAAGCCCGGGGCCGGGGCCGCGGGGGGAGGAGGAGGAGGAGGGAGAAAAGCCGGUAGGUCCCGCGUCCCUGUCGGCCCGGUGCCGUGGCCUCGGCCGGAGCCAUGACCUCCCUGACGCAGCGCAGUUCGGGCCUGGUGCAGCGGCGCACCGAGGCCUCCCGCAACGCCGCCGACAAGGAGCGGGCGGCGGGGGGCGGCGGCAGCAGCGGCGAAGACGACGCGCAGAGUCGCCGCGACGAACAGGACGACGACGACAAGGGCGAUUCCAAGGAAACGCGGCUGACUCUGAUGGAGGAGGUGCUCCUGCUGGGCCUCAAGGACCGAGAGGGUUAUACAUCAUUUUGGAAUGACUGUAUAUCAUCUGGAUUACGUGGCUGUAUGUUAAUUGAAUUAGCAUUAAGAGGAAGGUUACAACUAGAGGCUUGUGGAAUGAGACGUAAAAGUCUAUUAACAAGAAAGGUGAUCUGUAAGUCCGAUGCCCCAACGGGGGAUGUCCUUCUUGAUGAAGCCCUAAAGCAUGUUAAGGAGACUCAGCCUCCAGAAACAGUCCAGAACUGGAUUGAAUUACUUAGUGGUGAAACAUGGAAUCCAUUAAAACUUCAUUAUCAGUUAAGAAAUGUGCGGGAACGAUUAGCUAAAAACCUGGUAGAAAAGGGCGUGUUGACCACCGAGAAGCAGAACUUCCUCCUCUUUGACAUGACGACGCACCCCCUCACCAACAACAACAUUAAGCAGCGCCUCAUCAAGAAGGUCCAGGAGGCCGUCCUCGACAAGUGGGUGAACGACCCUCACCGCAUGGACAAGCGCCUGCUGGCCCUCAUUUACCUGGCUCACGCCUCGGACGUGCUGGAGAACGCAUUCGCCCCCCUUCUGGACGAGCAGUACGACUUAGCCACCAAGAGGGUGCGGCAGCUCCUCGACUUGGACCCCGAGGUGGAGUGUCUGAAGGCCAGCACCAGCGAGGUCCUGUGGGCGGUGGUGGCGGCCUUUACCAAGUAGCCCCGCCCCGAGGGGCGUGUCCUCCUGUCUCUCUCCGCCGACUGCUUCUGUUCCACGGACUUCUAGUUUUCUGCAAUUUGUACUCCCCUACACUAACAUUGGCUUUUGUUUUAUAAAAUAAUAGGAAGUUAUUUUUUUUUAAUGUACACAGGAUUCUGCUGGUACGAGAGGCCUUCCUCUUUCUGUUUGAAAAGUUUUACUGCCAUAUUGGCAUUCCAUUCUCACCAUUACCUAUUUUGAGUUUCUGGUGUGCUUUGACUCUCAGAGUCCCUCCGGUCUGGUCACACGUGCACCUUUGGGUUACCUCCGGUUGAGUUUUUCCCAUAGGCAUGUGCACAUCUCACAGUCUGCCUGCAGUUCACACAGAAAUCACAAAAAGGCCUUUAAUUUACCAAAGGUGAAAAACUGUAUGAGGACAUUUUAUGCAUAGACCUCAGUUGAGAUGUAUACUUAGUAAAAUUAUUUUUAAAAUUUAAACAACAUACAAAAUGCCCCUUGAAUUUUGCUUUCCAUGAAAAUCUGUUAUGCUAUUUGUUAGUUUUAAUUAUGAAAUCAUACAGGUCCAGUUGUUUCACAAAGCCAGUUUGGGAUGAGCUACAUUCCAGGUAUGCUGUAGAUAGUUUGAAUUAUAUAUAAAUUACCCCUUCUUCUGGCCUCCGUCUUAGCAUUUUGCAAGAUUUAAUCAGUUUUACACCUGGUGCCCCUCACUUCAGUUACUAUUAUUUGAGGGCAAAAUAGACCUCUCAUCAUUGAAGGAGAAAGAGGUGUGUCUGAUUGGUCCGGAGGUUCCUUGAGCUGUGCCAUUCAUGACACUCUUUUUGCAGUUUUUUUGCUCUGUUUUAUCAUUUCUGUAGGGAAGAGGCUUGUGACCAGUACUAAUCUUGAGUACAGUAUUUUUGUUUGUUGAUCACAAGUAAAUUAAUGUCUUCUCUUAAAUCUCACUUGUCCACUUUCUUGAAAGAAAAAAUCAAAUCUCACUUAUAGCAGACACUGCAUGUAAAUUGUUAGCAAGUAAAGACCAAGGUCAGAUGAUGAAGAGUUUUAUAGUAGAAAGCUCUGCUGCAUUUUAAUUUUUAUAUACAAUUAUGACGAUUAGCACAUUGUAAGAAUAUAAACUUUUGAUUUUUAAAGUUUAUUUUUACUAUUUCUUUAUUACUUUAUUAUAUACCACAAUUCGUUUCAUAAUGUAAAUACUAUAUAGUGAACAAAUUAAAUGUCAAAUUUUUUAUUAUCAUAGUUCAUGUCAGUAGUGGGGCUUUCUUCAGGUAUGUAGAGAUUUUUUUUUUUUUUGGUUAAAAUUCAAUGCAAAAGUACUAGAUUGUGAAUAACUUCAGAUUUGAAUUUUAAGGUAUUCCCUAAUAUGUAUACUAUGUUUUUAUCUGAAGUAAUAAAUAAACUGUCAUCUUGAAAGUG